Messenger RNA from Sinocyclocheilus grahami, 776 nucleotides. RefSeq names its product fatty acid synthase-like. The record is from RefSeq and is a predicted model, not a curated record. Gene Ontology annotation, biological process: biosynthetic process. Lineage: Eukaryota; Metazoa; Chordata; Actinopteri; Cypriniformes; Cyprinidae. The coding region runs from base 119 to 697 and encodes 192 amino acids. The transcript has 5 exons.
UCCUUUAGACAGUAUCCAGAAUCUUGCUGCUUACUACAUUGAGUGCGUGAGGCAGGUGCAGCCAGAGGGGCCGUAUCGCUUUGCUGGCUACUCGUUUGGUGCUUGUGUGGCUUUUGAGAUGUGCUCACAGCUGCAGGCAGCCAAAUGCCCUGUGGAAUACCUCUUCCUGUUUGACGGCUCACACUCUUAUGUGGCAGCUUAUACACAGCGUUACAGAGCCAAACUGACCCCUGGCAAGGAGUCUGAGGCAGAGACUGAAGCUCUGUGUGCUUUUAUCCAACAGUUCACUGGCAUUGAGUACAACAAGCUGUUGGAGACAUUGUUACCUCUGUCAGACCUGGAGGCCCGUGUGAACAAGGCUGUUGAUCUGAUCACAUCCAGCCAUAAGAAUGUCAGCCGAGAUAUGCUCCAUUUUGCUGCUUCUACAUUUUACCACAAACUGAAGGCUGCCGACCGCUAUGUUCCAGCUUCUAAGUAUCACGGCAAUGUCACCCUGCUGAGAGCCAAGGCCAGCAGCGAGUACGGUGAUGGUUUAGGAUCUGACUACAAACUGCACGAGGUGUGUGAUGGGAAGGUGUCGGUUCAUGUGAUCGAGGGAGACCACCAGACCUUCCUAGAGGGCGAGGGUGUGGAGUCCAUCUCAGGCAUCAUCCACAGCUCACUGGCUGAACCCAGAGUCAGCACCAGAGAGGGCUGAACAUUCCCGCUCUUUUAUUAUUAUUUUUUUCACCCUUACUCUGUUGCUUUCACCUGACAAACCAAAACUGUGUCCCGGC